ACAGAUACUUUUUUUUUGAGUUUCUAGGCAUGGUUUCAUUUUUAUUAAUCUUUUUUUACAACUUGUGUGCUUUAGCUGGGCAAGUCGAUGCAACCUGCCCCGCUAAUAGAGUCCAACUGUCAAGUCAGGAUAUUCUUUAAAUAAUAAAUAAUGUAACCAAACGCUGUCAUAUAGCCCCAGAACAUUUGGAAUAUACAUUAUUUUUACCAAAGGACCACUAUGUGAUAAUUUUGUAUCUUUUUACAAGUGCUGCUCGCCAUACACUGCAAUUAUGUGCACAAGCACAUGCAGGACUUUUUUUUAAAUUUCAUGUUGUGGUCUGGAAAAGAAAGAAAUAUAUACAGCAUUAAAGCAACACAAAAGGGUGAGUAAAUAAAGAUUUAGUUUUCAUUUUCGGUAAAUUAUCCCUUGAAUUAAGAAAUUACUUUGAACCCAUACCUGUGUUUUUGAUAUCAUUAAACUGCAUUACUUUGUGUGUGUGUGUGUGUAUAUAGUGUAAAUAUAUACUUGUACAUAUUAAUCUCACCUGAUCAAGGAUUGGAGCCAACAGGGUUAGUCACGUUUGUGACAUGUGCAAAUAACUUGUUUUCCUUUGGCUCCAAAUCCUCAGUUGUUUUCUCUUUUAGAGAUAUGCAGUAAUUAAGUUCCCCCAAGACAAUACAGUUGAUGUUGUUCCUUCCAACUGGCUUGAAACAACAAAUGAGGGUAUAUAUUGCUAUUGGCCUCGAAAAAACUUUACAGCCAAAGUUAAGCGCAGAGACGUUCCAGAUCCUGCCAUGUGGUCAAAACACUUGGCAUCUGUUCUGGUUUAUGCAGAAAACUAUGAGGAAGCCAGACUCAAGUCAAACCAGGCAACCGUUACUUCAAACCUGGAGAGUGAUGAAGAACCUUCCCGAAGACCAGUACGGCGGCCAGCCAGAUACAGAAGACCACUGGAGGAUAGUGAUGAAGAGGACAUGCCAGCACCAAAGAUGUCACGCACUGUAAAUACAACCAGAUGUCAUGAGGAAGAUCAACCAUCAUCAAAAAGACCCAUUAACAAAGACAACAUAAUGAGCACACCAACGUUCACCCCAAGGAGAGAAUUUUUUGGUGAACGAAUGGCAAAGAAAAGCAUUCCUGAAACGUUGCCAAGAAACACAUUUUCCGAACCUUGUUCUUCAGGGCUUUUAAUUCGUCAAGAACCUGAGUCUGACAGGGAACUUCUAUUCGAAGCUGAUGUGUCCCAAGAUGUUCCCUCAUCAGCUGGGCAAACCAAUUUGUGCAGUACUGAAUUGAAGAAGCUGGAGCGAGCCAUGUUUGUUAGGCUGGACAAACUGGAGCAAAAGAUGUCAGCCAUUGAAACUCUUUUAAGAAGUGUUGUCCAAACAAGCGACACUUCUUGUGAGUUUCUGGUGAAUCCUUGCCAGAGCUCUCAAGAAUUGGAUGAUUUGUGUCUGAAGCUGCAAGACAAUGACUUCCGAAAAAAAAAACUGUAAGUAAAUUUCAUCUUCUGUAUUUUCCAAAAUACAAGUUGGUGAUUUUUCAUCAUCUAAAAUGUGCUGUGAUGUAUAUAAUGCUGUUAUCUUUAAGCAAGCAAAGCAUGCUCAAAGCACACAAAUUGUCAUGUGUUGUGCCAUAGUUCAUUGCAAUCGAACUUCAUGUAGUCUUGGGUUCCGUACCAAAGUUACAAUUUACAUUUGUUUUCAUUUUGUUAUCAUUGUAUACCUGAGGCUUAA
Molecule: messenger RNA, 1718 nt
Organism: Misgurnus anguillicaudatus (oriental weatherfish)
Lineage: Eukaryota; Metazoa; Chordata; Actinopteri; Cypriniformes; Cobitidae
Source: RefSeq, a predicted model, not a curated record